Salvelinus fontinalis (brook trout) is the source of this 8381-nucleotide messenger RNA. Its product is annotated as phosphatidylcholine:ceramide cholinephosphotransferase 1-like. Gene Ontology annotation, biological process: ceramide biosynthetic process; sphingomyelin biosynthetic process. The transcript has 7 exons. The record is from RefSeq and is a predicted model, not a curated record. Bases 735 to 1964 code for a protein of 409 amino acids. NCBI's taxonomy places the organism in Eukaryota, Metazoa, Chordata, Actinopteri, Salmoniformes, Salmonidae. Gene Ontology annotation, cellular component: endoplasmic reticulum membrane; Golgi membrane. Gene Ontology annotation, molecular function: sphingomyelin synthase activity; ceramide cholinephosphotransferase activity; protein binding.
UCACAUAAGUUAAAACCACCUACUCACGAAAACAACCCCAAACCAUCCCGACUAACGUUACGUUCAAUGGUGUUGCAUUUAUAUCGUCUACCCAUCGGAAUAUAAGGGAACCUAAAACGAUUUAUUUUGAAAUUAAGAAUAUUUUUUUCAUGUAAUAAUGUACGCCCGAUAGCUACGCCACAUUCCUCUGAUAGCUACAAGUCGCCAAUGUGAUGUUAUAUGCGGACAAUGACCCAACAUGCCUCCAGGCUGUAUAAGGGCUAUUUGACCAAGGAGAGUGAUGGAGUGCUGCAUCAGAUGACCUGGCCUCCACAAUCACCAGACCUCGACUCAAUUGAGAUAGUUUGGGAUGAGUUGGACCGCGGCAUGAAGGAAAAGCAGCCAACAAGUGCUCUGCAUAUGUGGGAACUCCUUCAAGACUGUUGGAAAAGCAUUCCAGGUGAAGUUGGUUGAGAGAAUGCCAAGACUGUGCAAAGCUGUCAAGGAAAGAGGCAUACGGGAACCCCAUUGAAGUAAUGAGGUGAAGAAGCACAAAGCAGGCUAAAGCAGCUGGCUACUAGCUACCUUCCAUACUCUGCUAAGUCUGAGACUGGGUCCUCCGGGUGUCCCCAUCCAAUGCUCCUGAAACGCCAUGAGCCACAGCUGGGGAGGAUUUACUACUCCAUAGACUGCCAUAUCUCCUGCAGCCUUUCCAUCUCUGUCCUGGCCCCGUCCCCCCUUCCCCAUUGGCGGUGAUGAAGAAGGUGGGGCAGUGGUCGGCGGAGGAUGUGUCCAAUUGGCUGAGCGAGGAGGGGAUGCAGGAGUACGGCGACUCCCUCCAGCAGGCGGACGGCCCCGCCCUGCUGCGGCUCACCCCGGAUGACUUCCUGACCCCGCCCCUCUCACUGGUCUCCUCAGACACCGGGCGGCAGCUCUUGGAACGUCUGGAGACCCUACGGAUCGAGCACCACAUUGAGGAGCACCAAAAAAACGGCCACGCCAAUGGCCAUGGGAGGCUGCCCAAUGGCACUGCCAAGCCCCUGCGGAAAGGCUCGCUGGGGCUUAAUGGCUUCCGGAAGGAGAUGGUCCAAAUCCCCAUCCCCAUGUUGGAGGCUGAACGCUCUGGGUUCCCCCAGGAGUGGGGCAAGACAGGCGUAGCGUUCCUCUACGCAGUCUGCUGCUUUGUCACUACCACUGUGGUCAUCUCGGUGGUCCAUGAGAGGGUGCCUGCCAAGGAGCAUAACCCACCGCUGCCCGAUAAGUUCUUUGACAUUUUUGACCGGGUGGAGUGGGCCUUCUCUAUCUGCGAGAUCAAUGGCAUGCUGCUGGUGAGUCUGUGGCUGCUGCAGUGGACCCUGCUCAAGUACAGAUCAAUAAUCAUCCGUCGGUUCUUCUUCAUUGUGGGUACCCUCUACCUGUACAGAUGUGUCACCAUGUACAUAACCACUCUGCCUGUUCCAGGGAUGCACUUCCAAUGCUCUCCAAAGCUAUUUGGGAACUGGGAGGUUCAGAUGAGGAGGAUCAUAAAGCUGAUCGCCGGCGGAGGCCUGUCAAUCACCGGCUCCCACACCAUGUGUGGAGACUACCUGUACAGCGGCCAUACAGUCAUUCUAACGCUAUCAUAUCUCUUUAUCAAAGAGUAUUCCCCUAAGAGGUUUUGGUGGUACCACUGGUUCUGCUGGACUCUGAGUGCAGUAGGCAUCUUCUGCAUCCUGCUGGCCCAUGACCACUAUACUGUGGACGUGGUGGUGGCUUAUUUCAUCACAACACGUCUCUUCUGGUGGUACCACACCAUGGCCAACCAGCAGGCGCUGAAAGAGACGUCCCAGAGUAACCCAUUCUCCAGAGUCUGGUGGUUUCGACUGUUCCAGUACUUUGAGGGAAACGUCAAGGGCAUUGUCCCUCGAAAUUAUCAGCUGCCGUGUUCAUGGCGAUCGUCUCCGUGGAGCCAUGGGGUAAAGUACAGCAAAGUGGACACCCAGUGACCCAGGUCACGUGAGGGGUGGGAGCUGAGCGAGAGACCUCCUGAAGUUGUGAUCAUCUGAAGGAGAUGGUGUUGCCAAGCCAGUGCUGUUCCCUUGACUUGUUGGGCUCAUAUUAGAAAAAUCCCAGUUCCUGCUAGCACUGUGACCAUAGUCUUACUUUAGCACUACAAAUAAUUGUAUUUUGGGAAAGGUUUUUGAAAACUUAGCACACUACUUUGAUCAUCUAUUUUUUGCUUGGGACACUGCAAUGUUUCGUUGUCGACAGCAGAUCUGGUUAAUAUUUAAAUAUUACAUUUCAAUUAUUUUAGUUUUUUUUAUUUUGACCAUGGCUGUAACAAGUAGUUUAGACUCUUUUUCUCUGCAAAUAAUUUGAGAAAUUCUGGUCCGAUAAGGUCUACCAAGUGCAAAUCAUGUCACUGAAAUGUUUAUUUGAUAACCAAAAUUCCAUAUGUUGUCUGGGGGAGUUUUAGAUGCAAAACAUUUUUUUAUUUUUUAACAAAUUACUUUUUUGUCAACUACAACAUGGCAAUGGUGCAAAAAAAAAGUUUUUUUCUAACAAUUUCAACUUUAUUUUUCAAAACAAAUAAUGUCCCCAAAAAUAUUUUUAGAUUUUUACCUUUUUCAAGAUUGAAUGGUGAAAGCAGAAGAAUCUGUGGUAUUUAGAAUUGUUCCAGUGCCUUCCUUAGCUUGACUGGACUAUGUGUCUGUGUUCCUAUGCCUCGCCCGUGUCUGUCUGACUGCCCACAAGGUCAGCAUGAAGCGGUUCCAAAUGAUCGUUCAAGUCCUGUUCUCAUGAAUGUAAGAAUAAUAAUGCCAGCCUUAUAUGGUAAUUAGUCUUCCCAAAACCAAAAACAGUGAGACGAGUGAAAUGUCCUGUCAAUUUAUUUAUGUUUUCAUAUAUAAUAUUUUUUUCCAUAGCAGGUGAUGUUAUAGCAGUUAAUGAAGGACCGUUAAGUUGUUUGGUUAUGUCCUAAUCAUUUACUUAGCCAGUCUUGACCGUGUUCUAAUCUUGUUCCAAUCCUAUUCUAACCAUGUCCUUGCAAGAUGGUCCCAGAGGGUUUUCAGUCCUCUAACAUGUCAUUAAGACUUUAAAGCUGAUUGACUUGCUAAUAAUCUUGUAUCAAAGGUUAGUUGCUAACUUUGAAAGAAUGAUGAAAACCAGGAAACCCUCUGGACCUCAAGGACUGUACUGGAGUUGUGCAGCACACCUACAAGUCUUUGUAAGAGAUACUGAAUCCCUAUUUCGUCAAACAGUGUUCUCGAUACAGACCCAGAAAAUACAUCUUACUGGCUGUUGUAGACUUGGCCAAUAGAGCAGUGUGUUCCUGAAUGCAGCCUGCCAGAAUGUCUUACUGAUAAAUAAGGCCGGAAGGACACCAGUAUCACAAUAUUUCUUCCAUUGCAAAAUGAAAACCCGAAGCAGGCUAACUAUUUGGUCCUUUUAAAAACCUACUGUAUGUUAAAUAUCGUUUGCUAUAGCUCCCAAGUGGCGCAGCGGUCUAAGGCACUGCAUCUCAGUGCUAGAGGCGUCACUACAGACACCCUGGUUCGAAUCCAGGCUGUAUCACUACCGGCCGUGAUUGAGUCCCAUAGGGCGGCCCACAAUUGGCCCAGCGUCGUCUGUGUUUGGCUGGAGUAGGCCGUCAUUGUAAAUAAGAAUUUGUUCAUAACUGACCUGCCUAGUUAAAUAAAGAUUAAAUAAAUAAAUAAAUAGCUUGGAAAAAUAAUUAAAUGUGACUAUAGAUGACAUCAUAAUGAUGUUUGUUUCUGACAUUAGAACUGUUUUCCUAAAGAAGUUAAUCCCGCUUCGUGCUUUGUUUCCCUGCCACGAUAAUGACGAGUAUCUUGAUACUGGUAUCGUCCUGGCCCUACUGAUAAAGACAAGCUUCUUGUGAUUAUUUAUCUGUCUUAUUGACAUACAUGUUGAUCUUAAUGCAGUUCAGUGAUGAUAUGCCAUCUUUGAACUUUGUCAAAUGUAUAGGGCUUUUCAAUGUUGUCUUGUUUAAAAACAGAAGUUUGAGGCAAAGUGUAUUGGUACUGUCCUGAAUUACAUUGGCUGGCAAGUUUGCAAUGCCAAAAAUACUUCAGUCACAACUACCUACUAAAGAAGAUGACAAAUUGUACAAAGCCAAUGGGGUUAUCAAGUGGGCGAGGGGGCCAAAUGCACAGUACUGGGGAUCUAAUGUACGGACAAAUCCACACCAGACAACGUACUGAUUACCAUGAAUGUGAAAAUGGUCUCUAAUGAUCCUCGAUACACUUGUGCAUUAAAAUGAUUUGUGUUACCAUUCCAACAGCACAUGUUUUCUCCUGAAGUAGAGCUGGUUCGAGUAAGAAAUGACCUCAGUUCAGCUGUCUGACUGGAGAGACUGAACUGAUAAUAACAUGGCACUUUCUGUUAUGAAAAUGCAGCAUGGCCCAGUUAAAUAGAACUGAAUGGUGAGACAGGACAGGUUAAUAUAAUGGACUUCAAUUGUAUUUAUUCUUUAAAAAGAGGUCUAGCCUCUAAUCAUUGUUGUACAUUUUUACGUCAUGUUUUUUUGUGUCCUAAAGAGUAGAAGUACUAAAUCGAUAAUGAUGACAUAAUUUGAAUGCUGAAUUGAUGUGCUAUUUCUUCUAAUGCUGAAUGUUUUGACAAAUGUAAUUUUGCCUCUUUAGCUUGGGAAGGAGGCAGCGGUGGUUGUCCUCUAAAGAAAAGGUUGGGAUACCUUCGUUCAAGGGGUAUAAGGUCGUAUGUGUAUGGCUAUAUUAAAAGUACAUCAACUGUAAUGAGUUUAGCAUGUACCCAUGUGACAGACCCAAUGCUGUUCUCAUUGACAGCUUCGGCUAUGUCAAAAAUGUAUGAAUGUGAAUGGCAGAUCAGAUGUCUCUAUAUAGGCUUAUUGAUGUAAACCUCUCUAAAGCCAUCUACAGCUGUAACAUGAGAGGAGUUUGGGGAUAUUCCCCUUGAGCCCCUUCAAUCCAGACAUUUCUCUCUUAAAAAGGAAGCCAGUAGUGGUGGAAUGUUUGAACCAUUUCUGAAAUACUUCAAUGUUUGAUGCACGCACAUUAAGGGCCAUAUUUUGACUUGAAGUGCACAUGCCUAACUUAAACCGGGCAGUGAAAGUCGGAAUAUAUGCCUUGAUAAAUAUAUAUACAGUACCAGUCAAAAGUUUGGACACCUACUCAUUCAAGGGUUUUUCUUUAUUUGUACUAUUUUCUACAUUGUAGAAUAAUAGUGAAGACAUCAAAACUAUGAAAUAACACAUGGAAUCAUGUAGUAACCAAAAAAGUGUUCAACAAAUCAAAAUAUAUUUUAUAUUUGAGAUUCUUCAAAGUAGCCACCCUUUGCCUUGAUGACAGCUUUGCACACUCAUGGCAUUCUCUCAACCAGCUUUGAGGUAGUCACCUGGAAUGCAUUUCAAUGAACAGGUGUGCCUUGUUAGAAGUUAAUUUGUGGAUUUUUUUUCCUUAAUGCAUUUGAGCCAAUCAAUUGUGUUGUGACAAGGUAGGAAUGGUAUACAGAAGAUAGCCAUAUUCCAUAUUAUGGCAAGAACAGCUCAAAUAAGCAAAGAGAAAUGACAGUCCAUCAUUACUUUUAAGACAUGAAGGUCAGUCAAUCUGGAAAAUGUCAAGAACUUUGAAAGUUUCUUCAAGUGCAGUCACAAAAACCAUCAAGCGCUAUGAUGCAACUGACUCAAGAGGACCGCCACAGGAAAGGAAGCCCCAGAGUUACCUCUGCUGCAGAGGAUAAGUUCAUUCGAGUUACCAUCCUCAGCAAUUCCAGCCCAAAUAAAUGCUUCAGAGUUCAAGUAACACACAUUUCAACAUCAACUGUUCAGAGGAGCUUGCCUGAAUUAAAUUUUUUACAAAUUUUUUCGCCUUUAUUUGACCAGGUAGGCUAGUUGACAACUGUGACCUGGCCAAGAUAAAGCAAAGCAGUGCGACACAAACAACAACACAGAGUUACACAUGGAAUAAACAAGCGUACAGUCAAUAACACAAUAAAAAUAAAAAUGUCUAUACAGUAUGUGCAAAUGGCGUGAGGAGUAAAGGCAAUAAAUAGGCCAUUAUAGCGCAGUUAUUACAAUUUAGCAAAUUAACACUGGAGUGGUAGAUGUGCAGAUGAUGAUGUGCAAGUAGAAAUACUGGUGUGCAAAAGAGCAGAAAAGUAAAUAAAAACAAUAUGGGGAUGAGGUAGGUAGAUCAGAUGGGCAAUGUACAGCUGCAGCGAUCGGUUAGGUGCUUAGAUAGCUGAUGUUUAAAGUUAGUGAGGGAAAUAUAAGUCUCCAGCUUCAGCGAUUUUUGCAAUUCGUUCCAGUCAUUGGCAGCAGAGAACUGGAAGGAAAGGCGGCCAAAGUAGGUGUUGGCUUUGGGGAAGACCAGUGAGAUAUACCCGCUGGAGCGUGUGCUACGGGUGGGUGUUAUUUGUGACCAGUGAGCUGAGAUAAGGCGGAGCUUUACCUAGCAUAGACUUAUAGAUGACCUGGAGCCACUGGGUCUGGCGACGAAUAGGUAGAGCAUAUAGAUCGCAGUGGUGGGUGGUAUAUGGGGCUUUGGUGACAAAACGGAUGGCACUGUGAUAGACUGCAUCCAGUUUGCUGAGUAGAGUGUUGGAGGCUAUUUUGUUAAUGACAACGCCGAAGUCGGGGAUCGGUAGGAUAGUCAGUUUUACGAGGGUAUGUUUGGCAGCGUGAGUAAAGGAGGCUUUGUUGCAAAAUAGGAAGCCGAUUCUAGAUUUUAUUUUAGAUUGGAGAUGUUUAAUAUGAGUCUGGAAGGAGAGUUUACAGUCUAGCCAGACACCUAGGUAUUUGUAGUUGUCCACAUAUUCUAAGUCAGAACCGUCCAGAGUAGUGAUGCUAGUCAGGCUUGGCGUGUGCGGGCAGCAAACGGUUGAAAAGCAUGCAUUUAGUUUUACUAGCGUUUAAGAGCAGUUGGAGAGCACGGAAGGAGUGUUGUAUGGCAUUGAAGCUCGUUUGGAGGUUUGUUAACACAGUGUCCAAAGAAGGGCCAGAUGUAUACAGAAUGGUGUCGUCUGCGUAGAGGUGGAUCAGGGAAUCACCCCGAAGCAAGAGCGACAUCGUUGAUAUAUACAGAGAAAAGAGUCGGCCCGAGAAUUUAACCCUGUGGUACCCCCAUAGAGACUGCCGGAGGUCCGGACAACAUGCCCUCUGAUUUGACACACUGAACUCUGUCUGAGAAGUAGUUGUUGUACCAGGCGAGGCAGUCAUUUGAGAAACCAAGGCUGUUGAGUCUGUCGAUAAGAAUGCUGUGAUUGACAGAGUAGAAAGCCUUGGCCAUGUCGAUGAAGACGGCUGCACAGUACUGUCUUUUAUCGAUGACGGUUAUGAUAUCGUUUAGUACCUUGAGCGUGGCUGAGGUGCACCCGUGACCAGCUCGGAAACUGGAAACCAGGCCUUCGUGGUUGACUUGCUGCAAAGAAACCAUUACUAAAGGGCACCAAUAAGAAGAACAGACUUCCUUGGCCAAGAAACACAAGCAAUGGACAUUAGACCGGUGGAAAUAUGUCCUUUGGUCUGAUGAGUCCAAAUUUUUGAUUUUUGGUUCCAAAAAUACAGAUCUCCGCAUGUAUAGUUCCCACCGUGAAGCAUGGAGGAGGAGGUGUGGGGGUGCAUUGCUGGUGACACUGUCUGUGAUUAAUUUAGAAUUCAAGGCACACUUAACCAGCAUGGCUACCACAGCAUUCUGCAGCGAUACGCCAUCCCAUCUGGUUUGUGCUUAGGCUGUGUUAGGGCUAACACCUCCAGGCUGUUUUAGGGCUAUUUGACCAAGAAGGAGUGUGAUAGAGUGCUGCAUUCGAUGACCUGGCCUCCACAAUCACACGACCUCAAACCAACGGAGAUGGUUUGGGAUGAGUUGGACCGCAGAGUGAAGGAAAAGCAGUCAACAAGUGCUCAGCAUAUGUGGGAACUCCUUCAAGACUGUUGGAAAAUAAUUUUCAAGUGAAGCUGGUUGAGAGAAUGCCAAGUGUGCAAAGCUGUCAUCAAGGCAAAGGGUGGCUACUUUGAAGAAUCUCAAAUAUAAAAUAUAUUUUUAUUUGUUUAACACUUUUAUGGUUACUACAUGAUUCCAUAUGUGUUAUUUCAGAGUUUUGAUGUCUUCACUAUUAUUCCACAAUGUAGAAAAAAGUCAAAAUAAACAAAAACCUUUGAAUGAGUACUGUAUAUAACAAAUUGUUUGUCUCCUGGCCAUAGUUUGGGAGAUAAGUUAGUCCAUGGUUGCAAACUAAGCUGGAAAAACAUUUUUAUUUUAGAAUACUGACCGCUAACGUAAUUAUGUAUGUUUAAUUUGUGUGAAUCAACAAUACAAUUUUUCAUGUGUUUUUUUGUGUAUAUCAGAUGGCUGUAAGCUAUGAUAAAUGAAUAGGACAGAGAAUUAUAUCUGGGAGGCUUUCAAAUAAAACAAUUUAUCAUUCAG